AUGCUGACCCCAGCGCAGCUCGCCUUCAGACAAACGGUUCACCAGUACGGCACGGAUCUCUGCUGGACGCCCAUGAUUCUAGCCAAGGAAUUCAACCGCAGUGAAUUUGCCCGCGACAGCGACCUCACCAUAUCAACUACGGCGGCGCAACCGCCCACGAUUCUCCAAUUCGGCGCCAACAACCCCCUCGAGCUGGCACGCGCAUCGUCGCUCGCCGCACCGUUCGUGUCAGGCGUCGACCUCAACUGCGGAUGCCCGCAGUCGUGGGCGUGCGCGGAAACCCUCGGCGCCGCGCUCAUGGACCAGAGAGCCCUUGUGCGCGACAUGGUGACGGAGACGAGGCAGCGCCUGCGCCAGGACGGAUGGGCCGUCGCCGCGGAGAGCGACAUGGAGAGCGCGAGCGGCCGCAGCGUCAGCGUCAAGAUCCGCGUCCACGACGAUCUGAGGCCUGCUAACGCGGCAGAAACACAAAGGAAAACGAUUGAUUUUCUCGAAACCGUCAUCGGGCACCCGCAGUUCCGCAACGUCGACUGGGUCACCAUCCACCCGCGGACGCGGCACACGCCGUCCACGACGCCCAUCUUCACCGAGGCCCUUGAGAUUCUGACGCAGAGGUACGCGGCUACGCUGCCGCUCCUCCUGUCGGGCGACGUGUUCGACCUCUCUGCCCUUCCUAUCCGCAGCACGAAGCCCCUGGAUCUGUCGACGCUCACCGUCAAGGACGAGGCCACGCCCCGGCCGAGCACGACUCACCUGUCGGGCUUCAUGUCGGCGCGGGGCUUGCUCGCCAACCCGGCCCUGUUUGCCGGCCACGCGGCAUGUCCGUGGGAGGCCGUGGAAACGCUCAUGUGCAAGAUGGCAAGGGCGCCGCUGCCGUUCAAGCUGGCGCUGCAUCAUGUGCAGGAGAUGACGGGCCCGGGCAUGGGCCCCGACAAGAGGGCCCUGCUGAACAAGAGGGAGAGGGCCGAGCUGAACGCCUGCGAGAGUAUGCUUGAUUUGGUGGACUUUUUGGACACAAAGGUGGAGGAGCACACGGGCAGAAAGGGAAUGCGCAGGGAUUUAUGA
This is a messenger RNA of Metarhizium acridum CQMa 102, 1065 nucleotides long. Lineage: Eukaryota; Fungi; Ascomycota; Sordariomycetes; Hypocreales; Clavicipitaceae. The record is from RefSeq and is a predicted model, not a curated record.